GGAAAAGGAAGAAUGCCACGUGGCAGAAUCCUGGCCCACCCAAUUCAUUGAAAAUUCACUACCCAAAAUUUCCAAAUGGAAAUAACCUACCCAACAGCUCAAUAGACGGAUUGCCCAUGGUUAUUACUUUGGUUUAUGGAUCCCCACUCCCUUAUAUUUCCUCCCCCCCACUCAGACAUGGCCGACUUUCUUCCCCAACUUCUUCUUCAUGGUCAGCGACGAAUAUACUCCGGCGACCUCAUUGUAAUGCUCCUCGGAAUUGGUCAUCGUCAUUAUCAAAAUGGGUCUUCUUUCAAACAGUGUUAAUCGACCGGCUUUCCGCGCCCCUGCCAGUGCCAUCCCUUAUCCAAUUCCCCGUUUCUUCCUUAUCCUUGCCGCUGUUUCUCUUUGUCUCCUCCUUUUCUUUGAGGUAAAUGUUUUUCUCAUGUUUAUCCCUUCUUUCUUUUUUUUUAACCUUUUCUUUUGGUUUGUUUUUUCUUAGAGCAAUUUUGAUUAUUGGGGUGUGAAGAAAGAACCAUGUAUUUGUUUCGAAGAAAAAAAAUCCGGGCUUUGAUUACUCAAGUGAUUCACCGUCUUUCUUUUUUGUGCGUUUUCUUGUGUAUUGAUUAUUAUGUAUGCGUGUUCAAUCAUUGCAAACAGGUGGAUAGUUUUGUGGGAAGUGUUGUUUCGAGAACCAAAACAAUCAUCGGCCACAAUUUGGAACCAACGCCUUGGCAUCCUUUCCCACCGAGGACUUUGGAUUCAGAAUCCAAGUACUCUACUUUUUCGAGAAUCUUCAAAUGUUCUUACCUAUCUUGCGGCCGCAGUUCUCCCUACGAAUUAACCCAACAGAGAUCCGAUGAUUAUAUACGAAGAUCUAAGAAUGAGACUUGUCCUGAAGUCUUUAAAUUUAUACACCGGGAUCUGGAGCCGUGGGCUAAGUCUAAGGUCACUUUGGCCCACCUAAUGGAGGCUCAGAACUUUGCAGCUUUCAGGGUUACCAUAAUUGAGGGUAAAUUGUACGUGGAAUUGUAUUAUGACUGUGUACAGAGUCGGCAAAUGUUCACCAUUUGGAGUAUCUUGCAGCUCCUUAGGAGGUAUCCUGGGAAGGUCCCGGAUGUGGAUUUGAUGUUUGAUUGUAUGGAUAAGCCUAUGGUUGAUCGUGCUAAUUUUACUUCAAUGCCGUUACCUUUGUUUCGGUAUUGUACCACCUCAGAGCACUUUGACAUUCCGUUUCCCGAUUGGUCUUUCUGGGGUUGGCCAGAAAUUCAGAUACAGCCAUGGGGGGAAGAAUUUAGAAGCAUUAAACAGGGUUCGAUGUCGAAACUUUGGUCUCAGAAAUGGCCUUUUGCUUACUGGAAAGGAAACCCUGAUGUUGCUUCCCCUAUUCGAGAAAUGUUGUUGCAAUGCAAUGACACUGCAAAAUGGAAGGCUCAAAUACUUCGACAGGACUGGGGAGCAGCUGCAAGAGCCGGCUUUAAGGAUUCCAAAUUAUCUAGUCAGUGUAAUCAUCAAUACAAGAUCUAUGCAGAAGGGUAUGCCUGGUCUGUCAGCUUGAAAUACAUUCUGUCUUGCGGUUCAGUUCCUCUCAUAGUUUCUCCUAAAUACCAAGACUUCUUCAGUCGCGGUCUCACUCCUAAGAAAAACUUUCUGCCCGUCUCUCCAACCGAGCUAUGCCGUUCUAUAAAGAUGUCUGUUGAGUGGGGCCAUGCGCAUCCCUCUGAGGCUGAAGCAAUUGGAAAAGCAGCACAAGAUUACAUGGGAAGUUUGCGUAUGGAUAGGGUCUAUGAUUAUAUGUUCCAUCUCUUGUCGGAGUACUCAAAACUGCAAGAUUUUAAACCUGUUAGACCACCUACUGCUACUGAAACAUGUGUUGAAUCAGUGCUGUGCUAUGCUGAUGAAAAUCAGCGACGGUUUCUUGAGAAGUCGCUCGCAUUUCCUUCGACGUCGCCUCCAUGCUCGCUUCAGCCUUGAAUUUUAGAAUUUUUGUUGGCAGUAGAUAGGAAACCACAUAUAGCAUUACACAGGGAUAAGUCUUUUAGAAUAGAAGUGCACGAUAUGUAUGUGCAAAAAGAUGAUUUCAUAUUGAAAUCUUUUUGCUGAUUAUGAAAAGUUUACCGCAUCAGAGACAAAAUGAUGUAACUAAGGGAGAAACACUUGCAAUGUUGAAGUGUGUGAAAACUGGAAACUUGAUGUGGAUACUUGACCAGAUGACUCAAGUGCUCUUUGCUUCAUUGACAUUUCUCUACCUUUCCCUUAUCUCAUGAUCAAGUUGUAGCUUCAUUCCUGAAUAGUGGCUCUUUUAUACUGGGUUCGUCCUAAAAUAAGAGUUUUUCAAAUGUUCUACUAACAUAGAUAUGGACAAACAGAAAUCGUAUUUUGGGGAAGAGGGAGUAACUGGAGUGAUUUUGUGCUUUCCAACUCGGCAGAAGAUUUUCAGCCUUGGGAAAAAGCAAAGAAAUAUAGGAAAAUAGAACAGGUUGCAAUUCAGACAGACAGAUCUCUAUCUCAAAAAUCUUAAUAGUUGAAAGGUUGGAAAUCAUCCUAGGCAAGAUGACAAAAGAAGGUUUUGCAACUUUCACACAAAGUAAAGCCAAAGAAAGCAACGUCAGUGGCAAAUUCCAAUGGACUUGAACUAAAGAGAGAUUUGG
Oldenlandia corymbosa var. corymbosa is the source of this 2630-nucleotide messenger RNA. NCBI's taxonomy places the organism in Eukaryota, Viridiplantae, Streptophyta, Magnoliopsida, Gentianales, Rubiaceae. The record is from the annotation of a GenBank genome assembly.